Molecule: messenger RNA, 918 nt
Organism: Ananas comosus (pineapple)
Lineage: Eukaryota; Viridiplantae; Streptophyta; Magnoliopsida; Poales; Bromeliaceae
Exons: 4
Coding region: 78-698 (206 amino acids)
Source: RefSeq, a predicted model, not a curated record
UAAAAUUUGCUACACAAUGUGUACUCGUUCUGUUACCUGCGAAUGAAACGAGAGGCUAAGUGUAAGGCUCAGAGAUAAUGGCGAUGCGAUGCCUCGUCUCUCUCACCUCCCCUUCGAUCUCUCGUGAUCAGGUGAACUCCAGAGGCUUCUCCUCCCUCGUCCCCAAUUCCCCCAAUUCGAUCUCGCCCGAAACCCUAUCGCCCCUCUCGACAAGAGGAGCGAGCCGCGGGACUCGCCUGUUGGGACGACCUAGGGUUUCGAUCGAGGGCGAUCUCCGCACGAGGGAGGUCGACGGGGCCGAGGAAUCCGAUGGCCCUGAUUUUGGCGUCGUUAGUAUCCAUCAUGUUGGAUUACUAUGUGAAAACCUGGAAAGGUCCCUCGCCUUCUAUAAGGACCUUCUUGGUCUCGAGAUAAAUGAGGCGAGGCCAAAUGAUAAGCUUCCGUAUAGAGGGGCUUGGCUUUGGGUGGGUUCUGAGAUGAUCCACUUGAUGGAGCUGCCAAAUCCUGAUCCAUUGACAGGGCGUCCUGAACAUGGCGGUCGAGAUCGUCAUGCUUGUAUUGCAAUUCGAGACGUGUCCAAGCUUAAAGCUAUCUUUGACAAAGCUGGAAUUAGCUACACUCUUAGUCGAUCCGGGCGCCCGGCAAUCUUUGCACGAGACCCAGAUGGAAACGCGCUGGAGUUUACGCAGGUGGAGUGAUGGCUUCUUCCUUUCAAAUACCUAAUCAGGCGAACCAUCAGUAUCUAAAUUGUGCUUCUUCCACCUAAAUGUCGUCCCCCCUUCGCAGAUUUAUGUUCAAGAACAAUGUACAUAAAUAUUUUAUUUGUCACAAUUCAUAGACAUCAUGAUACUACUCUCUCUGUAUCUCUUGCCCUGUUUAAGCCCAGUAUGGAAUGAAGGAAAUCUUAUGUAUUGACUA